Aspergillus aculeatus ATCC 16872 is the source of this 1410-nucleotide messenger RNA. RefSeq lists its product as uncharacterized. The record is from RefSeq and is a predicted model, not a curated record. Bases 1 to 1410 code for a protein of 469 amino acids. The transcript has 5 exons. Lineage: Eukaryota; Fungi; Ascomycota; Eurotiomycetes; Eurotiales; Aspergillaceae.
AUGACCUAUACCAGCUUGCCUAAGGGCAUCUCCCCGCCUUUGGCGGAGAAUAAUGCCCAUAACCAUGCCGGGCUGAUCAUCAUCUUCGCAAGCGUGUGUCUUUUCCUGGUCCUCAGCUCACUGGCCAUGCGCGUCUACGCAACGACGCAGCGGUCGAUGGCAUUGAGCGACGACUAUCUUCUCGGGGUCGCAGUGGCAGUCGCCAUCGCGCAAAUAAGUGUCGUUCUCUACCAAACGCACCUAGGCUGGGGAAAGAGCUCCGAACUCCUCGACCAAUCCAGCACAGAGAGAAUGGACAAGAGCGCAUACGCCUCCGACCUGCUCUACCUCAUGGUCCUCGGCCUGUCCAAAUGCUGCACGAGUCUUCUAUACCAACACCUGACCACUCACGCGGCUCGCUGGAUCCCACGCAGUCUUUUGGGUGUGUCCAUCAUCUGGACAAUAGUAUCAGUCAUCCUCGUCGGGAUCCGCUGCAGCAGGACCCAACCAUGGACCGACAUCAACGACAACUGCCGCAGUCUACAACCCCACUGGACAGCAACCACCGCCCUGGACAUCCUCCUCGAAAUCCUCCUAUUCAUCUACCCCAUCAGAUUAAUCUACAGCCUCCGACUCCGCCGAUCCCGCAAACUAACCGUUCUCUCCCUCCUCGGCAGCCGAGGAAUCCUCCUAAUCCCCCUAACAACCAUCCACUACCGCACCCUCCUCACCCAACUCCACUCCCCGAACCCAACCCUCCAAGCCUCCACCCCGACCAUCCUAAAAGAACUCUACCUCGCCACCAGCAUCCUCCUCCUCACUCUCUCCUCCUUCAAGAUGUUGAUCGCCGUCUACGAGGACGACGACGGCCUCGCCUAUUACACCAGUGACGGCGGCGCCCACAACAGUAAAUCCCGGCACCAGAACACGACCAGGAAUACGCGGGACGGUGGUGGUGGUGGUGGUGGCGGUGGUGGUGGUUCCCGCUCGUCAAGGCACUAUACCACGAAAAGACCCCGCGGCGGUCUGCAAGAGGGUCGGGGUUACAGUACGGAUGGCACUGGUGGGGGUGAUGGUGGUGGCGGUGGUGGUGAUACCAUCGAGGAGGAGCCGAUCCUGGGGCGCCAUGCCUGGGGCUGUCAGCAGCAGCUGGGGAUGAUGGGGAUGGGGAUCCGGAAGGACGUGCAGAUUGAGGUGACGAGUGAGGUGGUCAUUGAGUUGGAGGAGCGGGGGGUUAGCGAUGAUCAAGAUGCGAGGGAUAACGGUAGGAGGGGCGAGUUACGCGGCAGUGGGAGUGACUCGCACAAUCUGGCGGGCGAGGGUGGACAUGCUCAUCCGAAUCAUCUAGCUGGGAGGAUUGGCGGUGCGGGCGCAGCAGGGUGGAAGAGAGAUAGCAGUGGGAGGUUCUCUGAAAGGUUCGGUGGGAUUUAA